Molecule: messenger RNA, 5877 nt
Organism: Galeopterus variegatus (Sunda flying lemur)
Lineage: Eukaryota; Metazoa; Chordata; Mammalia; Dermoptera; Cynocephalidae
Gene: NAB1
Product: NGFI-A binding protein 1 (EGR1 binding protein 1)
Exons: 9
Coding region: 243-1730 (495 amino acids)
Biological process (GO): negative regulation of DNA-templated transcription
Cellular component (GO): nucleus
Molecular function (GO): transcription factor binding; transcription coregulator activity
Source: RefSeq, a predicted model, not a curated record
CGCCUGAGGAGGGAGAGCCGGGGGCCGUCACUUCAGAGUUGGGGCUCAGCAGUCCUCCGGGGAGAGCGCGCCAAGACCGCUGCAGCCGUUGGCCGAUUUUCUUUUUAAAAGCGGGAAGAGAGUUUUGCUUAGAAGUGGUGUACAGAAACUUGGCACCGAGGUGCAGGGAAGCGAGAGACUCAUUGUGCCUCUAAGGCCGAGUGAGGAAUUUGCACACACAUGUGGGACGCAAGCAGCCUUGGAUGCAGAGGUUGAGCCCAUCCACAGUAAUGGCCGCAGCCUUACCCAGGACCCUGGGGGAGUUGCAGCUGUAUAGAAUAUUACAAAAAGCCAAUCUACUUUCUUAUUUUGAUGCCUUUAUCCAACAAGGUGGUGAUGAUGUCCAGCAACUCUGUGAAGCUGGAGAAGAGGAAUUUUUGGAAAUCAUGGCACUUGUGGGUAUGGCUAGCAAGCCCCUUCAUGUUAGAAGGCUACAGAAGGCUUUGAGGGACUGGGUUACAAACCCUGGCCUUUUCAAUCAGCCACUGACUUCCCUUCCUGUCAGUAGCAUACCCAUCUAUAAAUUACCAGAGGGAUCACCGACAUGGCUGGGAAUAUCCUGCAGUAGUUAUGAAAGGAAUAGCAGUGCCCGGGAACCUCAUUUAAAAAUCCCCAAAUGUGUUGCUACCACCUGUGUGCAGAGCUUGGGACAGGGCAAAGCAGAUGUGGUGGGAAGCUUAGCACUGCAGAGUGUUGGUGAAUCCAGACUCUGGCAGGGUCACCAUGCCACUGAGAGCGAGCACAGUCUCUCCCCAGCCGACCUUGGCUCUCCAGCUUCCCCAAAGGAAAGCAGUGAGGCGUUGGAUGCUGCUGCUGCACUCUCUGUGGCUGAGUGUGUGGAGCGAAUGGCCCCCACACUGCCGAAGAGUGACUUGAAUGAAGUGAAAGAGCUCCUAAAAACCAACAAGAAGUUGGCCAAAAUGAUUGGUCAUAUCUUUGAGAUGAGUGAUGAUGAUCCACACAAAGAGGAGGAAAUUCGAAAAUACAGUGCAAUAUAUGGUAGAUUUGACUCAAAGAGGAAGGAUGGGAAGCAUCUCACACUUCAUGAGCUCACUGUUAAUGAAGCAGCUGCUCAACUCUGUGUGAAGGAUAAUGCCUUGCUGACAAGAAGAGAUGAACUUUUUGCCCUGGCUAGGCAGGUUUCUCGAGAAGUCACCUAUAAAUAUACUUACAGAACCACCAAGUCAAAAUGUGGAGAAAGAGAUGAAUUAUCCCCAAAGAGAAUUAAAGUGGAGGAUGGGUUUCCAGAUUUCCAGGAUUCUGUGCAAACUCUCUUCCAGCAGGCUAGAGCCAAGAGUGAAGAACUUGCAGCUCUUAGCUCACAGCAGCCUGAAAAGGUGAUGGCAAAGCAGAUGGAGUUCCUUUGCACCCAAGCUGGCUAUGAGAGACUGCAGCAUACCGAGAGAAGACUGUCUACAGGACUUUACAGGCAAAGCUCAGAAGAGCACAGCCCUAAUGGCUUAACUUCUGAUAACUCAGACGGACAAGGAGAAAGACCUUUGAAUCUCCGAAUGCCUAAUUUACAGAACAGACAACCCCAUCAUUUUGUGGAUGGGGAGGUGAAUAGAAUUUACUCCAGUGAGGCAAAGUCCCAGCCAUCAGAGAGCCUUGGGAUUUUAAAAGACUACCCUCACUCAGCUUUUACCUUCGAAAAGAAAGUCAUCAAAACAGAACCAGAAGAUUCAAGAUAGCUGUGAUUCUCCCACUGUUCUUGGAAAUGGCAUCAAAUUUAAGGAUAAUGCUCCAUCGUAGAAAUAAGCCUUAAUAACCAAUGUUGCCUCAUUCAGCUCAAACAGAUUUCAUAGCCAAAGCAUCAGGACUGGUACGUAGUCUGUAGAAACCAGGAGGACAAAACAACAGCCACAAAAGAGAAAAUUGAGUGUUGCAAUCUGUAACAAAAAUAUUGAUUCAUUCACAUUCCUGUGUAAGUUGUUUUAUGUGGAAGGGCUUACAAAUUAAUAUUGUAAGCAUUCAUUAUUUAAGAAUGUACAAUGUGUUUGUGUACUUUAUAGAAGUAAAAUCUAGAUGUUGAGACCUGUAUGGUCCAAUAGAUGUGGAUACAAUUUAUUUUACUUGAAAUUUUGUUGUCUACUUUAAGUGUGUUUAGCAUAAAUAUUAUAUGUCAGAAUUUAGAAUCUUUGCAGUCAUAAAAAUGAUAGCUUAAGUAACAUAGUUGUUGGCAAGGUUGCAAUGAUUAUGGAAAAAUGGGAAGCAAAUACUCAAUUUAAACUAAGGAAAAUAUUAUGAAUUUAAUAUCUGAUAAAAUAUUGUUCAACAGGAAAUGUGUAGCAUUGAUAUGUUAUUUUCAGUCGUUUAAUCAGUGCAUAAUUUACACAAUAAAUAGUGGAGGAAAAUUAAAAAGAUGCAGAAAAUAUCGCUUACCUAGUUGACUUAGAUGAUAUUAAUAGCUACUUAAGAUGUAACAAGAUAGGAAGCUAUUAACUUGGAUAGAGAACUUGAAACAAGUGGACAGAUGUAUAAAAAAGCCUUGAUUUAAACAUUGGUAUUUUGGAAUGUGUUAAAUAGAUGAAGAUUUAAAGUAUAAUGAGUUAACCUUACAUGAGAUAAAGAUAUGGUGACUGUUAACAAAGGCUAUAUUAGAUAGGUAUUGUUUUAUAUUCAGAAAUUCUUCUCCAUAUACAGGAAUCAGAGAGACUGGAUGGCUUUCACUAGGAUGUCUUCCCACCCAACAUUGCAUCACAAGUGUGGACAAUCACUGCAUCCACAUUUGCAGGAAUAUACCUAUGGAAGUUUAGUUGACACCUAUAUUAUUUAUUUUACAAUUUCAUUUUUCUGCACCUUUCAGAUUUCUGAAUACAGCUUUUUAAAAAAAUUCAUUUCAACCAGAAUUCAUGUUUUUAAUUCCCUCUAUUUAAUUAACGGACUGUGUGAAUAUAUAUAUAUGGGGGUGUACUUAAAUGUACUUGUGUGCUAAUGAGAAUUUCACAUGGGAAUCCAUAGUGGUAAAAAAACAAAAACAACAUCUGCCAAAAUACUUUUUUUUUUUUUGUUGGUUUAAGAGAAGAUAUUUGACAGCUUUACCAACUUCCUACAGAUUUAUCUAACCCAGAUAUUGCCGAGAAGUGUGUAUUGACAUGGAAUAUGUGUUUUUUUUUUUGUUUUCAGUUCUGCUCUAAAUCAUUACUGUGUAAAAAAUAUUAAGUCAUAAUCUGUUACACUAAAAUUUGUCAUCCAAAUGUUAGAUGAAAUGUCUGCACUGUAGUCUCAGAUCACUGUCACAUAUAUAAUUGCUUUUUCAUUUUGAUUUGUAGAAGAGCUUUACAGUAGAAACACCGGUAAACAACUUUUAUACUAUUAAAAGACUUUUUCCCUUCCUAAAUGUUUUAGUCAUACCAUAGUGUUUUGCCCACUGAAGAAGCUUCUUAUGGACUUUGCAACUUUGUUGCUAGCUUGAGGUUGACUAUUGUGGUUGUAUUGUUCACUGUGUGUAGAUAUAGUAUGAGUACGAUUUAAAUAGACUGUUCAGUUUUUAAUAUUAGCCAUAGCACUGGUUAGUAUCUCAGUAGUUUCAUGAAACGUUUCCUGUAUUCUAAUCUAUUUUGAGAAAUUUUUUUUAAUUGUCUUACAGUUGAAGUCUGUAGAUUUUAAUAAGCAACAAUUUUUAAAGAUGCAAUCAAUAAUCUUCCAACUAAUAUUUAUCCAUCUUUUGUGGACCCACAAAUUGCAUCUUUAAAUCCAUAAAUGUUCCCUUAAGUAUCAUACUUUUCUGGUCCUUCAAGCUUAGUGAUAAGGGAAAAGCACAAGAAAAAUUUCAGUAGAAUACAGUUUUUAUUUUGUAAACACUAAUGUAUUAAACUUGCUAUACAUUAAAGCAAAUAAUAUAUAUUUUUAUUUGAAUUGUAUAUAUGAAUUGGAUGUUAUAACUAGUUGGUGUUUUCAUUGUGUUAGAGGUAUUUUCACUGAACAAGGUCAAUUGGUUACCUCAGUAUUACAGCUAAUGUAGUCCAAGGGACCAUUUCUUCCCAAGUCUGUUUUACUUUAUUGUGUGAUGUCUGUGUUUUUGUGACCCUUAAAGCUGUUGGUGAGGUGGGAUGAGUGCACUUGCUUCCUGUGGCAAUAAAGAUUUUCUGUGCCUCACACAUUUAUGUUUAAUAGCACUUUCUGCAAAGCAUUUUCUACAGUGGGUAAUACUCCUAUUAGUCUACUCUGCCUCCCCUAUCUUAUUUGAGCUGGGUUUCAGUGCUAGCGGACAGGAACUUAUGUCUUAAGUUAUGACUAAAUGUUAUUGGCAGCUACCUUCAUUUCUAAAAAGAUAUUUGGUACACGAGUAGUCAGUUUACUCUGGUCUGUCAGAGAGGUCAGUUUGUAUCAUUCUCAUUUAGGAGAAGUUUAUAAAACUCCACCAUUUCUAACCAACUAACGGAUCAAUAAAAGGAGGAAUGUUAGGAUCUAACAUUUAUAAUACAGUCAUGUGCCACAUAACGAUGUUUCGGUCAAUGACCGACCGCAUAUACAAUGGUGGUUUCCUAAAGUAAUGAUGGAGCUGAAAAGUUUCUAUCGCCUAGGGACAUCGUAGUGCAACACAUUACUCAUGUGUUUGUGGCGAUGCUGGCUAGAAGCAAUUAGGGUAUAACUUACAGUCUAGGUGUGCAGAAAGCUAUAUCACUUAGGUUUGUGUAAGUACAUUCUAUGAUGUUCACAAUGAAAUUGCCUAAGGAUGCAUUUCUCAGAAUGUAUCCCCAUUGUUAAGCAGGGUGUGACUGUAUAUUACAAAUACUGUAAAAUGUUAAUGUGAUUUGGCCUCAGUAUUACAGGCUAAUUAUAUGAAAUUGAGCUAACCUGUAGUAAACUAGCGUCAGCCUUACAACAAAGUUUAAUUUAUGAGUUCUGUAAAUUGAUUAAUGAAGAGUUUCACUGUGUCGGGUGCUAGAGUGAAGACCACAGAAGAAAUAUAGGAUAUGAUCCUUGCCCUUUGGGAACUCAAAACCUAGUUGAAUGGGAAGUAAGCACUCAUGUAAAAUUCAAACUUUAGCAUGUUACAGACUUGGGAUGAAGAAGGAGCUGACAUGUAAGUGCAUCCUGUUCAUGUAGGCCUUGUGGUAGUAGGCACUCUGCAGGUGAAAUAAAGCACGUUUAGUGAGUGAGAUUCAAAAGAGAUCUGCCAGGACUGAGGUAGUUAACAUUAAGUGGUGAGAUGUGAUAUAAAGCCAUAGUGGUAGUAAUGCAUUUCACUUUAAGGCCUAUUUUUUUUUGGAUGAAUUAUUGCAGUUUUAUUUUGAAGCUGAUGCCAGUUACAUCUGCUUGCCAGGAUAAUAAUUCAUUUGACAAUUCUGCCGAAUCUAUCAAAAGGUAGGGAGAAAAGUGCUCUUUCCUCUGUCUUAGUAAAACCACUUGGAUAAAAGCUUUAGGAUUUGGUGAUUAUGAGGCUACUAGCACUUAGUGUACCUUUAUAAUUAUAGUUGACAGUAUUUAAGGCUUAACACUUAAAUAAGUAUACAGGGAAUUUCCUACCGUGGUCUGCUCACUUGGCUACUCAAAUAGUUAUGUAUUACUGACACAAUAUACAUUCUGCUUGUGACUACACUUAAUAUAAUGCAUUGAGUCUUCAAAAGAAAAUCAGCCAAGAUAUUAACCUAAUGAAACCAGGAAUUCUGUCUCUUUUAGGAAAUGAAUUCAAUUAGUAAAAUAGUUGGAUUUAGAAUUGAGCAAACAUUUUGUGUUUGUAACACCUUGAAGGAUAUGACCACGUUAUUAUGGUCCAGCUGUGUAUGGGUGGUGUUUCAGGGAAUCCAAGCUUUAUUUGUUAUUAUCUGUGGAUGUUGUCAUAAAUGAGAUUCUCAAAAGUGGGCUUCCAAAGUUAAUAAAAGAAUGAUCUAA